AUGAACGGACCCAGUGGAAGCGAGAAGAUCGUGCACACGACGGGUGCAGGAGCCUUUUUUGGCGCUGCUGUCGGCUCCGUCGAGUCGGUAUGGGCCAUCCCUAAGCUUGGCGCCAAGCUGCCCGUGCUCUCGAGCCAGCUCAAGCACGUCGGCUUGCGCUCGCUCGUGUUCGCUGCUGUGGGCUGCAUCUACUCCACAGGCGAGUACGUUGCAGCGACGAUUCGUCAGAAGGAGGACCCGAUCAAUGCAGGUGUGGGUGGGGCUCUAGUAGGCGUCGUGCCCGGCAUGGUGCGGCACAGUAUGCGCGUGGGCGUCGGCUCUGGCGUUGCUAUGGGCGCUGCUAUGUGUGCAGCGACGUUCUGGCAAUCUUCUCAGACUUCGCCGAUGGAGAAGUACGCGAAGGCACGCCAUGCUGAGCACUCCUAA
Molecule: messenger RNA, 426 nt
Organism: Peronospora matthiolae
Lineage: Eukaryota; Oomycota; Peronosporomycetes; Peronosporales; Peronosporaceae
Source: the annotation of a GenBank genome assembly